Colossoma macropomum (tambaqui) is the source of this 1703-nucleotide messenger RNA. It is a transcript of the gene pef1, whose product is annotated as penta-EF-hand domain containing 1. Gene Ontology annotation, biological process: COPII vesicle coat assembly. Gene Ontology annotation, molecular function: calcium ion binding. The coding region runs from base 42 to 920 and encodes 292 amino acids. NCBI's taxonomy places the organism in Eukaryota, Metazoa, Chordata, Actinopteri, Characiformes, Serrasalmidae. The record is from RefSeq and is a predicted model, not a curated record. The transcript has 5 exons.
AACUCAUUGGCUGGUAUGCUGACCGAAGUUCUCUCAGCGAAAUGAGUUACUACGGACAGGGAUAUCCAGGACCAGGGGGUAACCCUCCCCAGCAACAUCCAGGUGCCCCCUAUGGAGGUGGUGUACCGCCAGGUGGUCCUGUUGGAGGACCCUAUGGGGGUCCAGCUCCACGUGCAGGUGCCGCAUACGGUGGUGCACCAGGUAGACAAUAUGGAGGGGCUGCACCUGGAGCACCCUAUGGAGGCUAUGGCCCACCUGGUUCCAGUGGUCAGUUUGGACCUGCAGGUGGUGCACCUGGAGCACCUUAUGGAGGGGGGCAAGCCCCAGGUGCCCCCUACGGAGGAUAUGGACAGCCUCAUGGAGGACCAUAUGGCCAGCAGAUUCCGGGAGGUAACAUCCCACCAGGAGUUAACCCCGAGGCCUAUCAGUGGUUUCAGUCUGUUGACACCGAUCAUAGCGGCUACAUCAACCUUAAGGAGCUGAAGCAGGCCCUUGUCAACUCCAACAACUCAGCCUUCAAUGACGAGACUUGCAUGAUGAUGCUCAAUAUGUUUGACAAGACCAAAUCUGGGCGCAUGGAUGUAUUUGGAUUCUCAGCUCUCUGGAUGUUCUUGCAGCAGUGGCGGGCACUGUUUAACCAGUUUGACCGUGACCGUUCAGGUUCCAUUAACAGCAAUGAGAUGCACCAAGCACUCUCUCAGUUGGGUUAUAACCUGAGCCCCCAGUUCAUUCAGACCUUGGUGAGUCGCUUCACUGUCCGUGGCAUGAAUAAUGCCCUCCAGCUUGACCGCUUCAUCCAGGUGUGCACCCAGCUGCAAAGCAUGACCCAAGCCUUCCGUGAGAAGGACACCGCCAUGACUGGCAACAUACGCAUGAGCUACGAGGACUUUCUGUUCAGCGCUAUUACACGACUUAUGUGAAGAUUUGCAUGAGAAUUUCAUUAGAUGGUUAGUGAUUGCAUCAGUGGAAGAGGACCACUCGCUGUUGAUGCCAAAGACCAAAUUGGCAUUCCAUUUGCCACUGUGUAACCCCUGCAACAGUGCCUUCCACUGCAACUUACCUCACCCACCCCACUUCUUGUACAUUUGCACUCCUACUGCUGGCCCUACUUUGGACAGGUCCGUAGUUAUUACUUAAUCUGUAUGAUCGCUCUAAUGUAAAAUACAAGUUGCAGAAACAUGCUAACAAAUAGCAUUUAGUUAUCCGCUUAAACUGGGAAUGUGCCAUAGAUUGUUUGUACUAGAAGUGGUACAUGCAGGGUGCCUCUCUUGCUUUUUUAUUUUUAACUGCCUUAUGAUUGAAAUGCAAAAAGUGAAGUAGUUCAUUCAUGGGGUGAAGUUGCAUUAUAUUGUCUGUUGCCAUCAUGCAUCUUGUAGAGCACCUUUUUAUGAAUUGUAUUAUGCUAUAUUUUAGCUACAUUUAAUAAAUUCAUAGCUUCUAAAUUAUAUAUAAAACACUCGCUCAAUUAACCUAAUAACCCAUGGGCAGGACGCUUAUGAGCUUAAACCUGAGCUAAUUGUGACAAAUGUUGAUGUGUUUGAGCAAUUUGACAGUGUUUCAGUUUUUUUUUUUAAUCUUAUCAACAAGUGUCAUGUAAAACAGACUCUUUCAUCAGUAGUGUAAGGACCAAUGUUAUUUUUCUGCUUUGUGCCAAAAUAUUUAUUCGCCUGUUUUUCAAAUAAAGGUGAAUACUGGUUGGUUUA